Dalotia coriaria is the source of this 2052-nucleotide messenger RNA. Its product is annotated as XK-related protein 6-like. The coding region runs from base 206 to 1411 and encodes 401 amino acids. NCBI's taxonomy places the organism in Eukaryota, Metazoa, Arthropoda, Insecta, Coleoptera, Staphylinidae. The transcript has 4 exons. The record is from RefSeq and is a predicted model, not a curated record. Gene Ontology annotation, cellular component: membrane.
AUAACCUUCUCACGUCUAUGUCACUUAAGUCGCUUUGCGUCGCCUUGGUCUGCCUUGAUCGCCUUGGUUGCUUUACUCACAAUUUGUCAAUUAUGAGUAUCGCGAAUUGUUUUAGUUCGAAUUCUACAUGUGAUCUCAUCUAUAUUUAGUUUACUUUAAGUUAGUUAAUCGUAGAUUAGCGCCGCAAUAAACACCAGACAAUGAAAUGACUGUCAUCUACCAGAGCAAGAUGUGUGAACCAGAAGCAAUUGAUCAGGUAGAUCGAUUGCCAUCCAGAGACAGGGUCACUGAUUUGGAUAUAGCUGGUUUCGUCAUCUCAAUCGUUAGUCAUCUCGUUGAUCUGGUCUUCGACUUGAACUUGGCCUACAGAUACUAUCACAACAAUGAAAUUCCUUACUUCUGCACAACUUUAGGUUUUAUUCUCAUACCAGCAAUAGUCAAUACUGCUUUCAGUAUACGAAUGUACUACUUAGACCAAGGGAAGGCAAACAGAAGUUUAACUAAUAGAUUAUCGAAGCGAGGAUUCUGCUGUUUACUCAUAUUAGUUUUUCAACUGGCUCCAGUCUUGAGGUACUUUGAUGCUUUACAAUAUGCACUCAAGUCUAGAAAAGCACAAAAGAACAAAAACAUUGAAGAUCAGAGAAAGUACUAUAAGCUUAUGGUGCAAGAAGACUCAGAUGUGGCUUUACUCAGAGUAUUGGAGUGUUUUCUUGAAGCAGCUCCACAACAAAUUUUACAAUUGUCAAUUAUAUUUCAUACUCAUGGACAGGGUAUUAGUAAUACUUUUACUUUUAUACAUCAGUUACUUUCGAUUGGCAGCAGUUUUGUGAGUAUGGCAUGGUCUAUGGCUUCCUACCAAAGAUUACUAAGAGUGUCUUUAACAAAUAAGAAUAACAUUACAUGGGCUGGUACUAUCAUGCAAUUCAUGUGGCACUUUUUAGUUACAGUUUCGCGAAUAAUGUGCAUAAGCGUUGUUGCUUCCAUCUACCCUGAAUACACCGUCCUUGCCUUGUUUAUCCACUGGAUGUUCAUGGUCAUCUGGCUGCUCUACUCCACCCACGACCUAAACUUCUGCAACAACAACCGAAUCUACGACUUCCUCUUUUAUACAAUCUUCGGCACGGUGUACAUCUUCACGCAUGUGAGCCUUAGCGACGGGCGUACAUUUUGGAAGUACGUCUUUUUUUAUCUUACAUUAUGCGUGGAGAAUAUCAUCUGCAUGAUCGUGUGGAUCGUCAAAGCAGACGACACCGUGAAGGAGACGCUUUACUACCUCCCAAUCGUCUAUAUUAACUUCAUCUCGUUUUUUGUUGGCAUACUUUUCAUGAUUAUUUAUUACAAGAUCUUCCAUCCGAGCACUGGCUACGUCAGCCGGCUCACACGUGCUGCACAGCACGCGUUAACCACAUAAAUAACUUGCGAGUAGGUUUUAUUUAGUGCGUGACUGGUUCUGAUUAGUUUCUCUUUAUUUAUUUUCUGCUAGAGCAAUUUUUGAGCAACAUAUGAUUUUAUAUAGACUAAUUAUUUAUGACAUUACUGAUUUACUCCAUACGCUGAUACUUUUCUUGUGAUUCUGAUAAAAUCUCACGUUAGUUAACUUUUAUUAGCCAAUUAAGAUCACAUUAAUAUCUAUUCGCUAGUGUUUUUAAUAGUUUAAAUAUUAGGUGCGUUAACUAGUCAUUUAUUUUUCGUUGGAACAAGUCGAAGCAACGCGAACGCACAAAAUUGUGUACUUAAUAUACUUAAAUAAUUUAGAAGAAGAGUUUUAAAUCGUGUUUAUAGACAUGAUAGUGGCUUGUGAAGUAUAUUUUUGGAUUGUCGAUCAAUUUUUCGAACAAACAAUUUACAUUUACAACUCGAAUUUGUAAAUAGCUAUUGCGAAUAUUAAUUUUUGGUGUUAGUUUUAUUGAACUGUUUUCUGAAAAUUGUACUGAUACUAAUGUGCCUAUAUAAACGAAAAAUACUCCGGUGGAUAAUUACGAGAAAUCUCAACGUAUUAAAUAUACACAAUUAUUUAUACAGUUUAUAUACAAUAAAGUACAAUUACAAUCA